Messenger RNA from Meyerozyma guilliermondii ATCC 6260, 531 nucleotides. RefSeq names its product mitochondrial 54S ribosomal protein bL12m. Bases 1 to 531 code for a protein of 176 amino acids. Gene Ontology annotation, molecular function: structural constituent of ribosome. Gene Ontology annotation, cellular component: ribosome. NCBI's taxonomy places the organism in Eukaryota, Fungi, Ascomycota, Pichiomycetes, Serinales, Debaryomycetaceae. Gene Ontology annotation, biological process: translation. The transcript has a single exon. The record is from RefSeq and is a predicted model, not a curated record.
AUGAAGUCCGUCACCAUGAUGCGUCGUGCCGUUGUUCCUUGCGUGAAAAGGGGCGUUUUCAGGAGUUCUGUGCUUGCUGUUCGUCAUAACUCAACCGCAGCCGCAGAGCCAGCUUCCCAGGCACAGGUUGACCCAAAGAUCUCCUCCAUAGUCGAUCAGAUUUCCACCUUGACAUUGUUAGAAACGUCUUCAUUGGUCAGUGAGUUGAAGACGAGACUCAACAUCUCCGACAUUGCACUUCCAGCCGCCGGGGCCGCCGCUCCUGCAGCAGCAGCAGCUCCAGCUGAGGAAGAGGUGAAGGAAGAGGUUGAAGAAAAGACCAUCUUUGCCAUCAAAUUGGAGUCAUUUGACCCUAAAUCCAAACCAAAGGUUAUCAAGGAGGUUAAGAGUAUGUUGGGCUUGUCAUUGGUGGAGUCCAAGAAAUUUGUUGAGGCUGCUCCAAAGGUGUUGAAGGACAAUGUUGCCAAGGAAGAUGCCGAAAAGAUCAAGAGUACGUUGGAGGCAUUGGGAGCAAAGGUGGUUUUGGAGUAG